Molecule: messenger RNA, 1197 nt
Organism: Phytomonas sp. Hart1
Lineage: Eukaryota; Euglenozoa; Kinetoplastea; Trypanosomatida; Trypanosomatidae
Source: the annotation of a GenBank genome assembly
AUGGGGUUGAUGCGCGACCCCAGGGCCGCCGGGAUCGGGGUAAGGCGACUUCUGAGCGUGAACGCGGAGCAUUACAUGGGAAUGCUCCUCCUCGCGCUGCUGUAUACGGUGCAAGCGGAUUAUGGCAGUGCCAAGACUACGAUCGGGCGCAUCUUGACGCUCUACGAGGAGGAUAUCGUCGGUGCGUUGUUGUAUAUUGUAUUGCGGCAGAUAACGGAGAACACGGUGCCGGUCCUUCCGACCUCAGCCGUCGGGGCUUCCCUUGGCGAGGGUGGCGCGACUCGUGUUGCCAUUGAGGGUAUAAACAGGGAGCUAGCGAUCGUGUUAGCCCGCGUGGAAGCCUACUCCAACAAGGUGGUUUCUCAUCCAAUUAUUGAUGCCGCCUCCGGCGAUCACGCGACUCCCACCCUCAAGCGACUUUGCCUUGGUCGUGUCUUGGGUGAGCGCCCCCCGGAUAAGGAAGUUAUUGACCCGCAUGUGGCGCAGCGCCAAGCGGCACACUAUUGGUCCUUUCUCGCAUACGUUUGUGUUCGACUAAGCGCCUACAGGUUGGCGGAAGUUGUUAUUGAGGCAGGUUUGAAUUUCAUCGCAAACCAGCCCACACCCCACCCUAGGGCAUUCGCCGAUCUUUUAUGCAGCACCACCCGCUUAUCGUUGCUCCGGCUGGGAGGGCGGCUGCCGGCCUUCACAAUGAUUCAUGAAUUUAAUCUUUUGGGCACCUUUAUUCCCUUCACAAAUGCCGAGUCCUCCUUCACCGCCCUUUUAAUGGCAAGAACCGAGGAUUCUGGCGGGGAGGGAGCCACGAAUUCGCUGAAAGGUGCCGUUGAACCUAUCGAUCAGCGUGAGUUGUCCAUUGCGUUCACCAACCUCCUUCAAGUGGUGGAAAUGUGUCCAAACCAUGCCGAUGCGUACUUGCUCAUGGGCAUACUUCGGCUGCUUGAUGCAUCCAAACCCGACCUCCCGAAGAGUGAGCGACAUGUGAAACUGCUUGAGGCGGCUGUAUACUUUGAGCAAUGUAUUGGGAAUUGCCCUUAUUGCGUAGAGGCAUACUUAGGUCUUGGGAACGUGCGGAAACUUCAAGAAGCAGACGAGGUUGCCCUUGACCUGUAUGCCACUGCAUCAGAGGUGUGGUUUAGACAACCACUCAUUUCCUUUGAGGAGUUUAUGUUUUUAUUUGACCGACAUAUUACUAUUUGA